AUGGUUACAUUCAUAUGGAAUUUUCUCAUAGUUUUUGCAUACAAUAUUGUGUCUAUAUUGAUAUUCAUUUUGUGGGCUCUUCUGUUUGGAUCAAUAAAAUUUGUGGGUCCAAUUAUUUUAAUUUCUCUUGCUGUGAUUUACCUGAGUGGAUUUGUUUACAUCAGUAUAAUUUGGCAUUUGGCAAGUGUGGUUUCAGUUUUGGAAGAAUUUUAUGGGCUAAAUGCAGUGACCAAGAGCCAAGGUUUGAUCAGGGGAAAAACAGGCAUAUCUGCUGCAACUUUUCUUGUACUCAUCCUAAUUUUCUUUGGAAUUCAGCUGGGAUUUGAGUAUUUUGUGGUUCUUGGAUUUGGAGAUCAUCUUGGAGGUUAUCUUGGAGACUAUGUUCCUUUGAAGACUAAGGAUGUACAACUUGGAGAAUUUGAAGCUUGA
Molecule: messenger RNA, 429 nt
Organism: Fraxinus pennsylvanica
Lineage: Eukaryota; Viridiplantae; Streptophyta; Magnoliopsida; Lamiales; Oleaceae
Source: the annotation of a GenBank genome assembly